AUGGUCGGCGGCCGCCCGGGAGGGAGGCGGCCGGGGCUGCCGGGGGCCGGGCUGCUCGCCCUGGCGGCGCUCUGCCUGCUCCGCGCGCCCGGGGCCCGCGCUGCCGCCUGCGAGCCCGUCCGCAUCCCGCUGUGCAAGUCCCUGCCCUGGAACAUGACGAAGAUGCCCAACCACCUGCACCACAGCACCCAGGCCAACGCCAUCCUGGCCAUCGAGCAGUUCGAGGGCCUGCUGGGCACGCACUGCAGCCCCGACCUGCUCUUCUUUCUCUGCGCCAUGUACGCGCCCAUCUGCACCAUCGACUUCCAGCACGAGCCCAUCAAGCCCUGCAAGUCCGUGUGCGAGCGCGCCCGGCAGGGCUGCGAGCCCAUCCUCGUCAAGUACCGCCACGCGUGGCCCGAGAGCCUGGCCUGCGAGGAGCUGCCGGUGUAUGACCGCGGCGUGUGCAUCUCCCCCGAGGCCAUCGUCACCGCCGACGGCGCGGAUUUUCCUAUGGAUUCUAGUAAUGGAAACUGUAGAGGGGCGAACAGUGAACGCUGCAAAUGUAAGCCUAUUAGAGCUACACAGAAGACCUAUUUCCGAAACAAUUACAACUAUGUCAUUCGGGCCAAAGUUAAAGAGGUCAAGACCAAGUGCCACGAUGUGACUGCGGUGGUCGAGGUGAAGGAGAUCCUGAAGUCUUCUCUGGUGAACAUUCCAAGGGACACGGUCACCCUGUACACCAGCUCUGGCUGCCUGUGUCCCCCACUGAACGUUAACGAGGAGUAUAUCAUCAUGGGCUAUGAAGAUGAGGAGCGCUCCAGAUUACUGUUGGUGGAGGGUUCUAUUGCUGAAAAAUGGAAGGAUCGACUGGGUAAAAAAGUUAAGCGCUGGGAUAUGAAGCUCCGUCACCUUGGACUGAAUAGGAGUGAUUCCAGCCACAGUGAUUCCAUGCAGAGUCAGAAGUCUGGCAGGAAUGCUAACCCCCGGCAGGCACGCAACUAA
Messenger RNA from Pipistrellus nathusii (Nathusius's pipistrelle), 984 nucleotides. The record is from the annotation of a GenBank genome assembly. NCBI's taxonomy places the organism in Eukaryota, Metazoa, Chordata, Mammalia, Chiroptera, Vespertilionidae.